Parasteatoda tepidariorum (common house spider) is the source of this 11161-nucleotide messenger RNA. Lineage: Eukaryota; Metazoa; Arthropoda; Arachnida; Araneae; Theridiidae. The record is from RefSeq and is a predicted model, not a curated record.
AUGGAAGUAAUGGUUGAGCAACAUAGUAACCCUUACAGAAGUAAAAUACCAAAUUCGGAGGAAUUCUUUUUAUAUGAAUGGCAUUUCAAUGAUACAAUUAAAUCCACUGAUCUUUAUACGACUUUUCCUUUUGCUGAAAGCCACAUUCUUCUGAAACCAGGUUUCUUGUCAAUUACAGUUUCAGUUCAAAGCAAUGGCAUGAAAAAAAGCUCUACACUCACAAUACAAAUCUCUGAAAUACCUACUUACCCUUGUUUGCAUCAUAAAACAGUUGCUGAAGCCGGUAAACCCUUGGAUUUUUAUGUUUUUGGUCAUCCAUUUUCUAACAAUUCUGCUAACGCAAGCUUGAAGCUCAUUAUAUCCAGGAAUGAACGAUCUUACAUUUUGUCCCCCUCAAGAUUUAGAAAUUUACGAAAUUUUCCCCUGUCUUCAACCUAUGGAUGGCGCUACAUCUUUUACACAUCCGCUGGAUUCUCUCACAUAAUAGGCCAAGUGUUUUUGAUGAAUUCGGACUUCACUUCUAACGUGACUUUUACGCUGGGAAUACAAACUCAGAAAGCUCCGCAAAUUGUUUACAUCCGUGGACCAAAAAUUAUACCUGUUUCACGUCAUCUCCUGGCAUUGUUUUUAUUUGGUCAUUUCAAAAUGUUCGAAGAAUUUCAAAGUUCUCAAAAUUAACCAUCCAUGAAGAAAUUCCUCCUGGUACCCAUGAGUUGAAACUUACAGUUAGUAAUUCCUUUGGACAUGCGAAGACAUCCAUGUUGGUUAAGGCUGCCGUUACUCUAAUCGCUCUGAACUACACCUUUUCGAAUCUAUUAGUAGACCGCGAGAGUUGGCUUAGUGUUUUCCUGAACCAGCCUGAUCCUCCAGAUGUCGUUUUUGUGGACUUCGGCGACAGCAAAUAUGAUUCACGUUAUAACGAAAGCGCUUUUUCUUAUGAAACGUUGCAGCAUAACGAGUCAGUUUUUACUGUGCACCAUGUUUUUUCUUCUCCUGGAUUACACAACGUGUAUUUCAAUGUAUCGAACUCUGUCAGUAGCGUUGAGCUCUGGACUGUUGCCAGUGUGGAAGAACCUAUAUUUGACAUCAGUUUGGAAUUACUUUCGCCAUCAGUUGUCGCCCUUCUUGAGGAUGUGAUAGUAGUGUGUACCGUGGAAAGUGGGACUAAUUUAGAUUUUAUGUGGGAUUUUGGCGAUGGAACUGAUGGACUAUACACAGCUGUAAAUAGUACAAAGAACACUAGUGUUGCAAUCCAUAGCUACGGUGUAGCUGAUACGUACGAUAUCUUAGUGCAAGUUUUUAAUACUUACGAAAGCAUCACUACUUACCUCAACGUAAGCAUACAAGCUGUUGAACCCAUCGAAGAGUUACAUAUUCGGUCAAGACUGAAUCAGUACGCAGCUCCCCUUUAUGCUCUCAAAACUGAAUCUCUCAACUCGAAUCAGACGUACGCUACAGAUCCCGUUGUGUUUGAAGCUGGUGUAUGGCGGGGCUCAGACAUACAAUUUCACUUUGACUUUGGGGACGGCCAAUCCAAAUUAGUUGAUUCUGAACUGAAUUUCAGAUCAUUGCCGUACGCUAAUGUGAAGCAUUCAUACACUGCUGAAGGAAUAUACGAUGUCAAAGUGACUGCCACCAAUCCCUUAGAUUCUAUGAAUCAAUCGCUACCUCAUCCAUUUUAUGUACAGUUCCCACCUGAAGGCUUGAAACUCGAUAGACAGUAUUAUAUUAUCCAGUAUUUAGACAACUUGACUGUACAAGCAUCGAUAACUAGUGGAACAAAUGUGUCUUUCGACUGGGUGUUGAAUGACCAGCUACUUGAUGAUACAGGUGAUGUUGUUUCCUUAUUUUUGUUGAAACCUGGGAUAUACAUUCUAUCUGUUGAAGCAUACAAUAAGGUGACAGAUUUUGCCUAUAAAACUAUUGCAAGACCCAAGGCAAUUUCUAAAAUCUACGUUCAAGAAAAAUUAAAAGGUAUAAAAAUUUGUUUGAAAAUCGAUGGUGAAGAAGUAUGUGAAAGGAAUAUCAUUGAACUGCCUUUAGAGGGAAAGAUCAGUUUUAUUGCGAAAGUUUUACCAUCCACAGAGAAGGCUCUUCGAUUCACAUGGAAUAUCGGAACUCCUGAACUAAAAAGAUCGAAUAUUCCCCUUCUCGAACAUCAUUAUCAAACUGCUGGAUGGUACACAAUAAAUGUAACAGCUCAAAAUCAUAUCAGUAGUACAUCUUCAUCAACCCUCCAGUUGCAUCUUGUGCAGAAAGUUGCCAACUUGACUUCCAUAUUAUGCCAAGGACCCAAUCUUGUAAACCAUCUUAUUACAUUUCAUGUUAUGUACUGGUUUGGUUCUAACUUAACUUUUCAAUGGGAUUUUGGUGAUGGUACUCCUCUUAUAACAACACAUUCUUCUUUUGUUCAGCACUCUUACACUGACGUGGGAGAAUAUUGGAUAACCGUCAAUGUUUGGAAUGCCUUCAGUCACGAUAACAUUACUACAAACAUGUUUUUCCUUCAUCAGCUCUGUCAAAAACCUCACAUAACUUUUCUCAGUGAAAAGAAUAGAGUUGCGAAUGUAGCUGAUGAUGUGUUAGUUGAACCUGAAAUUUUAUGCAAUUGCGCCAAAAAUAGUGUGAAGUACAAGUGGACUGUAAAAGAUGAGACAGGAUCUAUUGUGAACUUUCAAGAUCCUACUAUACUGCACCAAAGACAAUUACUUAUACCGAAACAUUACCUAUCCAUUGGAAAAUAUUUAAUAAAUAUAAGGGUUGCAAUGACUGAAUUUAUUGUCUACGCAGAGUCUUUCACUACAAUAGAAAUUAAGUAUUCUAAAUCAGAAGUUAGAAUUGAUGGUGGAUAUGUACGUCAUCUGGGUAAUAGUGACUCUGUUUGUGUUAUGGCACGGCUUCAUGGAGAAAGUCAUGAAUCCAGAUUAAAAAAUGAAUUAAUUAGUUUCUCAUGGAGCUGUGUUCCUAUCUAUCAAAAGCACCUAUCAUGUUUUAAAAGUGAUGUGCCAAAUGCUUUUCUGUCCAAUGAAACUGAAAGAUUUGUUCUUUUUGCUUCUUCAUUGAAUCCUACUCUAAGCAUGGUUGUUAUAAAUGUCACAGCUCAAGGCAAAAAUGUAAUGUCUGCUUCUCAAAUUCUUGAAAUUCAACCAGUGCCUCAUACACUGUUGAUAAAUAUUAACUGUGAAGUAUGUCAUAACCACCAAGUGAACAAGAAUGAUUUGAUCAAAUUAAAAGCUUCCUGCCAAAACUGUGAUAAUAAUAACAACUUGAAAUUCAAGUGGAAAAUAUGGUUGAUUGAUGAAGGAAAACAUCACAUGCAUUUUAGUAAUUAUAAGUGUGUUCAAGCAGAUGGAUCAACGUUUUUCAUAGUUGCACCCAAUAACACUCUGUAUCAAACAUCUCUCAAUGAAUCAAUUGCUCAAGAUACUUCAUACAUUGAAGCACAACACCACAAUUCUGUUGAAAAUGGUUUCUCAAACCAGUCUGUUAGCGAAGAUUUACCUCCAUUUCCGAAUCUACCUGGUUUUCCAGAAGAAGCUGGAUUGUUGCAAGAGAUGCAGCAUUUGAGAACUGUGAGGAAUGUUCCAGACUAUCUGGAUCCAGUUGAAGAUUUCUCUGAUGCAUCACCUUAUUUGCAGUAUCCGUAUGAAGGUGAAGCUCAGUACGAUGAUAAUACUACAAUGUUUAAUGCUUCUUAUCCAGAGUUUUUACCAUAUUCUCCUCAUGAGUUUGAUUUUGAUGAUGAGGACUAUCCAAGACCUGAAGAAGGAUUUCCUGGUGAAAGCGGAAGCGCUGGAGCAAGAGAUCAUGGUUCUCAUCGUUUCAAUGAACAUUUAACUGAAAAUGAUAUAGAAGAAGGAGCUGUACCCCCAAGAGUUGAUGGGCAAAAUGUAUUCGUCCAUGAACCAAGUAUAGUGGGCGACCCUGUGCGAGACACAAAUACUUAUCACAAAACUCCAUCACCGCACCUUAUUAGUAGACCCAGAACAUUACUAACUUUCAGCAAUGCAAAUACAACAACUGGAUUUGAUUCAAAUUAUUUAAUAUUAAAACGUGGAUUGUUGAAAGCUGGCAGCUCUUACUUGAUCCAAGUCAGUGUUUCUAAUACUGAAAACAAUCUGGAAGGUUUUGCUAUGGAAUACAUUAGAGUUAAUGUUGGUCCUGUGAAUGGACGUUGUACCUUGAUGCCCGUUAAGGGGUACAGUUUGAAUUUCAAUUUCCAACUUCACUGUUUUGAAUGGAAGAGUGCGCAUCAACCUCUGUUUUACGAACUGAGAUACUCUCUGUAUCAAGAUGAUCCGGGACAUUUGAUAUACUAUGGUCUGAAUAGAAAUGCCAAGUUCAUACUUCCUGCUGGCUUAGCUUCUGAUUCCUAUAAUGUUUAUGUUAAUGUGGUUAUAAAAGAUAGUAUAAAUGCUACAACCAAUGUUUGCUCAUUAAUUCGCAAAGUUGAACCUCUGUCCAUUAAUUCAUCUUUAAUUCAAUAUGUGUACAAUGAAACAUUUCAUCCUGGUUCUAUCUUAACAAAAUACUUGGAAGAGAAACAAAAUCAAGCCGUUUUACACAGAGUCCAUGCAUAUUCUUCAUCUCUAAACCAUCACAGAUUCACAGGAGUCAGUUUGAAAAGUUCAGAAGAUGGAACCUUGCUUCAGAAAAUUAAGCUUAAGUUUUUGGAAAUAAUUGAUAACAUGGAAAUAAUCAGCAAGGUUGAAGCAGUCCAAGCCUUAUCUUGUCUAAGUGAAAUUAUACAGAACACAAAUGAGCUUUCAAUGUUUGAAAUUCAAAGAGCCUUCAAUAUUUACAAGAAAAUCUACCUGUUAAAGCACAUGCUUCUUGGCGACUAUUCAUUGGAAGUACUUGAAAGAAACAUUUUCAUCUUUCUGUCAAAGUUAGCAUUUGCAUCUCAUUCAACUCCAUACCGAAAUGAGGAACUCAUUUAUAUAUCUAGAGAAUUUUUUAUUAAGGAAAUACAAGAAAAGUUGAAAACUCGUUAUUUAACUGAAGAACCUAUUCAUUUUGAAGUUCCUCACACUUUAACUAGUUCGUUGCAUAUAACUAGCACCAAAAUGCAUAAACCUUUGCACUUGAAAUUGAAAAGUACUUCUAUUGAAAUAACUGAAGAUUUUUCUGAACAGUUUGAAAGCUGCUUCCACACAAAUUGUGAUGAUAAAGAGAACUGUACUUCCUUGAUUGUUCAAGAGUUUGAUUAUGCUACAAUACCAAAUGAAAGUAAACUUGCACCUAUUCAUUUUUCAAAAAUUGCAUCGAUACUGGUGACAUUGCCUGAUUGUGAUCAUUCUGAAGUUGUGGAUGUUGGAAAAACAACACAUGUCAAUGCACAGUUUUUUCGCUUCAACCACAAUGAGGUAUUCGAAAAAGUCAUCCUACGCAGCAAUACUGUGUACAUUUACAAGGUUAAUAUUACAGAAGAAGACACAUAUUAUUCACUCCUAUUCCAUGUCAGAUUUCAUUUUCCAAAUAUGGCUAACAUUAAACAUUCUACACAAGUUUAUUUUAGGUAUCAGUCUUAUCCAACUCCAUGGAAAUAUGAUUGGAAAAACAAUUUAGCCCCCAAUGUUGUUGAUCAAAGUUACUUCAUCCCAGAAAGCUACAUAAAAGUUCCUGGCAUAUAUUAUUUUGCGGUAUGGACGUACCAAUUUGAAGAGAGUCUCUACACAGACAGCAUCAUCUUAGAAUUAGAUGUCAACAUAUGGAAACAAAUGUGUGUCAGUCAAGAUCGCGGCUACUGGUCUCAUGAAAGUUGUCAGUCUUUAAACUCUUCUAAUAAGGACUGGAUUCAUUGCAAAUGCUCAUCUCUUGAAAUUGCUGGAUUUUCUGUCCCACUAAAAGCUGAUAUCCUACAGAUUCCAACAAAUGACUUAUUGAAAUCCUAUUUCAAUGUCUUCCCUCUAACUAUUUUCAUUGCUCUAUUAGCUAUAUAUAUACUCCUCCUCAUAUUAAAUUAUAGAAAAGAUAGUACUAUAAACCUUUCCUAUUCGCCUAUACCACUGAGGGACAACUCAGAUGAGCACAAGCAGUUAUAUUUAAUCUGUACUAAAACGGGAAUGCAUUUUUCUUCUGGAACAACAGCCUCAGUCUUUAUUGUUCUUCAUGGUAUGCAUGGAGUUACAGAAACAAGGCAACUCAUUGGUUUUAAUGCUAAGAAAUUUUGCUUCCAGAAAGGAGCUACAGAUUUAUUUUUACUAAGCACUCCUGAAAGUCUGGGUCCACUUGUGAAAAUUGAAGUAAUGCAUAAUAAUUAUGGACUUUCACCUUCCUGGUAUUUGAAAGAUGUUUUGAUAAAAGAUUUGGAAACAGGCUACAGUUACACCUUCAAUUGUUACAAGUGGCUUUCAGCUGAAAAAGAUGAUGGUCUUAUAGAAAGGGAAUUAAUGCUGUCGGAUACAGCAUCAACAUUUUCAUCUCUUUUCUUUAAUAAUGUGAUUGCUUAUGUCCAUGACUUCAGUAUGUGGAAUUCAGUAUUGUGUACACCACCCAGAACAUUUUUCACAGGAGCUCAAAGACUAACCUGCUGCCUGUGCUUUCUCCUUAAUUCAGCUUUCUGUUUUACAGCUUUACAAAACCAAAUUUUAAGCAAAUUUGAAUUGGACCACUCUAUUCUUCAUUUGUCAUCAAAUACACUUAUAUUGUGCCUGUUAGUAUCAGCAAUGGCUACCUUACCUCAAAUUGUUCUUACAAUCUUGUUCCGUUUGUCAAGGCCGCCUACAAUUGGGUUGAAUCCUCAUUUCAACAGAUUAUUUUUUUCCUGGUCUCUUCGGCCUUUUUAUUGCUGGUUGCGACAAAAACAUUCUAAUACUAGCAGAUCUUCAGGAAGAUCCAUCUCUGACACUGAUGGCAGUGAUAGUUUAUACAGCAGUUUUGAAGAAAGCAGUAUUCUGUCUAUGUCUAAUAUAAUGGAUGAAAGUUUUUCUUCAGAUGAAAAACAAGAGUUAUCUGCAUCACUGUCAAUUUCAAAUGUCAGUGAUCCUGUCUCACCUCUUCAAAAAUCCAUUUCCACCUGGCAAGCUUUUGAAAACUGGGUUAGAAAAAAGCACAAUAUAAUUAUGAAUGCAGAUACAAUGGGCAGACAGCAUUUAUAUGAUGAUAAAAAUGAACAUUCUGUAGAAAAUGAAGAAAUUGUCCUCGAAGAAUUGAAUCAUUUUGUGAAUGAGAGCAUGAAUGAUUUGGACGAAACUCUAACAAGUACAUAUGACUCACUAUCUUCUGGCAGUGAAUCUCAAGGAUUAACUUCAAGCCACACCUAUUCUCACAGCACAAUAUCAGAAAAGAGUGAUGUAGAUCUCAGACUUCAAUUGCUGUUCUUACCAACAUUUUUCUACUUCGUAGCAUGGUUGUUAACAUUGCUCAAUGCAACUGUCUCCCUCACUUUUAUUCUUAUCAACAUAUCAAGCUAUUCAUUCAUCAAGUGUGCCUUCCUCAUGAAAUAUAUUUUCCUCUGCAUUCUCUGUUCAUGCUUAGUGUGGACUCCUUUUAUUAUCCUUCUUGUAGCUGUUAUGUUAUCCCUUUAUCAAUAUUCUAAGCAAAAUGUAUACCGAGUACCUACCUCGAAAAUAUCAAAAAAUGAUGAGCCAAAAUGCACCGAAUCUAGUUACAAGAGAAUGGAGUAUUUCAGAAACUAUCUUAGACCACCGAAAGAAGAAAUUCUUGAGAGAUUCAGACAGUGUGCCUUAAAAGAAAAGAUUUUAUGCACAUUUCAUUGCCACAUUUGGAAUUUCAUCGUUAUAUUUCUUCUACUUCUUGCUUUACUGUUACCUGUAAAUAAGCAAAUGAGAUAUCAGCAACAAUCUUCAAUCCACAAAUGGUUAUUUAGGUCUAGCAGUUCUUUUAAUACCAGAUCACCUAGUACAAAAUCAGCUAUGACUGAAUGGCUUCAAGUUGAUUUCAUCAACACUAUUUAUUCUGAGGAUUAUUCAACUAACUUAGGUUUCACCACUGGCUGCAUUUUAGUUCACGAUAUCACUAUAAAAUAUUUUGGUGUAGUCCAAAUUGAUAAUAUUCCAGACUAUUCCUGCAAUAAUUCAAAAAAUAUCAAAAUUAAUCAAACUUUUGUGCCUGAAUUUGAAAAAAGUGUACUUCAUGGCUACCAUCAAACGUAUUCUGAAGAAAAUAUCGUAGUUCUGAAUGAUAACAAAAUCAAUGCUGUAGACCUUAUUAAUGAAUUUUCUCAGUUUAUUUCCAAUAUAUCAUCUGGUGCAGUCAGUGUUGAAUUUUUACUGUUUAAUCCAUCAUUUUCAUUGUUAAACUUCAUCAAUAUUCAAUUUGAAUUUGCAGAAAGAAAUGUAAUUACCACCAAUUCAAUUACUACUGUGAAACUGAUGGAUAUGAAUUGCUUUCUUUAUCUCAUGAAAUUUUUUAUUCAUCUUAUAUUCUUACUUACAGUUUUAAUGGAAUGUAACAAUCAAUGCUGGAAACUAUUUAAAUACAGUAGUGUGUACUUAAAAAAAAUGUGGAACUAUUACACUUUUUUAUUUAAUAUUGUUUCAAUUAGCUAUUUAAGUUACUAUUUUAGUUACAUUCUGAUGCUCAAACGCAUAUCUCAUCAAUUAAAAGAAUCAGACCUGAAAUCUAAUUCAGAUAUCAUGAAUGCAGCUAUGUACGAGAGCAUUAAUCAAAAUUUAUUGGCAUUUCUGAUAUUCAUGCAUCUCUUAAAGUCAUUCAGAUUCCUUAUGUUUAGCCAUAGACUAAAAGCACUGGGGAAAAGAUUACUGAAAUCAUGGAAAAUGUUGUUGGUCACUAUUAUUGUUGUUUCAUUCUUUUUGGGUCUUUGUGAUUUUAUGAGAAGAAUAUUCUCGGGAUUGAAAACGCAAUCUCUUCAUCCUGUCUUCAUCUGCUUAGAUGCAAUUGGGUCUCUAUUUAAGGAUAAUCGAAAACCUGAAAUUAUCAAAGAAACUGUUGCUUUUGAAAAGUGCAUUUCAAUAAUUAUAUGCUUCAUCUUUAUUGCAUUGUAUACAUAUCUUUUUGCUUUUAUAAGAGCAGUUCUUAUAAGAAAUAAAUCGUCCAAGCUAUCUGGUAAAAAGCACAUUAGCGUUAAAGAUUCGGGAAAAAUUCUAAAUAAAAAAUUGAAAGAAUUUUUUCUUCCAGAAAAACCGCAAAUCAUUUUAAAAGAAAACUAUAUUCUUCCUGUUGAGUUUCUGCUCUUAGAACUUGAAGAAUUGGGUGAAAAACUCCUAAAAAAAGCGGAUGAAUUAUUUCCCAAAGAAGAUGAUGAAGUGGCCAAUAGCUCUGUUGAUGUAAAAGAUUCUGGUGAAUUCCUGAAAACUCUCUUUGAAAUCACCAACGAGGAGUUGAAAUCUGAAAUCAAUGAUACUGUUAUCAAAGUAAUGCAGAAUUGCGAUUUCAAACCACUCACUAACUCGGAAGUUGAUGUUGUUAAGAGAUUAAAUGCAACAGUACCAAGGCUAAGUAAGGUGAGCGGCAAAAAAAUUCUUCCGACAAGCCUAAAUGCUUCUUUGGCUUCACAAAGAAAGUUUAAGGGUCAAGAUAUCAACUUAUCAGCAUCUUUGCAGUGCCACAAAAUUCGUAAAACAUAUCCAUUGCAGCUCAAUUCAGACUCAUCAUCUGAAACAUUUAGUUGCUUGGAAAAGGAACGAAUACCUAAUUUUACUUUGAGAAAAACAAAAUCCAAAGGUAAAGGGAAGAGUUGUGAGUUAGAUUUGAAUUUACCAGAUGAUCAUGCAUUAAAGUGAGCUACAAUUGUUUUAUAGCGGGUAUUCUUAAAACAGCAUCGUUACUAUAGAUUUUUAACAUCUUUGUUGGUAGCGAAUAAUUACCUUAGUAGAGAUAUCAGAAGAAUAUUUAAUUGGGAAGUCCUUUACUGCACCUUGUAUAGAUAUGAUAUAGAAAUAAGAUACAGAUCAAAUAUUCUAAUACCUCCAUUUUCUAUUAAACAUGUCGCCAUACAAUAAAUAGAAAGGAUCAUAUUUAGAUAUCAAAGAAAUCUAUUGGUCGAAAUCAAAUUUCGGCUAAAUAAAAUUAGCCUUAAAAUUUUAAACCUAUGCAAGGUGUUCUUUAAACACCUUUCUUGCCAUGUGCUUUUAGCAUCCUUUUGAAGUAUUAAUAAAUACUGUCAUAGUAAAGGUAACAAAAGAAUCUUUAAGAGAGAAGUGAAUAGUGUUAAAAAACUAAAGAUUCGGCUAGUUGAAAUUAAAUUUCAGUUAAUUAAAAAUUAGCUUGUAAAUUCCAAUCCUAGAGACAACGAACCUUGUCCUGUCUUACUUAAUAAUUCUAAUCAUCAAUAGUUAUUAUACUAAUAUUGCCUAUUGAUAUCAUUUUCCAAAUAAUGGUUUUGAAGAAUUAAAUAAAACUUAAACUAUGUUUAAAAUUGAAAAUGAAUCAUCAGAUUAAGUUGCCUUAUGUUAAGUGCUAAUGGCUUAAUUUUUAGCAAACUUUUCAAAAAUAUACAUGAAGGGCAAUAAUUACAGAAUACCCUGUAUAAAUGUUUAAUGUGCAAUUUUAUUACUCUGUUUUUAGUUCAAAUGCAAACUUGUUUGCUUGCUCAUUGUUUUUGUGAUAUGUUUGUCUUGUGUAUUGUUUUUUAUUCAAGUUAUCCUCUAUUUGUGCAAUCAUUCUAGAACAAUUUUUUAUGUUUCUAUUUUAAUGAAUCAACAUCAUUUUCAAAUAAGUGUAAAUUACUCCAGACAUCAUGAUUUUGAUUUUUAUAAAAUGAUAGCAUUUUCACCAACAUUUAAUAAGUGUUAUUAUUCAUUCAUUCAUUUAUUUUAGAUAUUUUAAAUAUUCAUUUGUAUCUAAAGGUUUUUAUAAAUUUUUGGAAUUUUGUUUUGCUGAAAUUUUAAAAACCCCUGUAUAUAUGAUAAAAAUUGUUUUCCUUCAUACUUAGAUAUAAAAAGUGCAUUUAUGAAACAAAUUAAAAUACUCUACCAAGGACGAGCUUAAAUCUGUAAGUGACCUUAAAUUACUAAAAUAUUUCUUUUUUAUUAUAUAUAGUUAUGUUGGAAAGAAGGAAUUUUGUAAAAAAACCAUUUCUCCAUAAAAAUUUUAAUGGAAGUGAUAAAAUUGAAUAUCUGUUUGUAGCUAAAAAAUCAAAUUUUAAAUUUUUUACUAAUAUAAAUAAGAUGAGCUAAAAUUCAUUAAUUUUCACUUUAUCAUUAAUAACUAAGCCCAUAAUUAUAUUUUGAAUGUC